CAGGCGCAGCCGAUGGAGCCCGGCCUCGGCCCGCACAAGGACUCCGUCUCGGGAGACGUGGCCAUGCGAGCGCUGCUCCUGGCCCUGCUGCUGCAGGCGGGCCUCUCCCACGUCCCAGAAAGGGAGAAGGACCCGCAGUUCUGGCGACGCCAGGCCCAGGAGACGCUGCAGCGGGCGCUGGGCCUGCAGCGGCUCAACACCAACGUGGCCAGGAACAUCAUCCUCUUCCUGGGGGACGGCAUGGGGGUCUCCACGGUGACGGCCGCACGCAUCCUGAAGGGGCAGCUGCAGAACCAGAACGGGGAGGAGACGCUCCUGGAGAUGGACCGCUUCCCCUUCGUGGCCCUGUCCAAGACGUACAACACCAACGCCCAGGUCCCUGACAGCGCGGGCACCGCCACGGCCUACCUGUGCGGGGUGAAGGCGAACGAGGGCACGGUGGGCGUCAGCGCCGCCGUGACGCGGGCCCAGUGCAACACCACGGCGGGCAACGAGGUCACCUCCAUCCUCAAGUGGGCCAAGGCAGCGGGCAAAUCCGUGGGCAUCGUCACCACCACGCGGGUGAACCACGCCACCCCCAGCGCCGCCUACGCCCACUCCGCCGACCGGGACUGGUACUCGGACAACGAGAUGCCCGCCGAGGCGCUGCAGCAGGGCUGCAGGGACAUCGCCCGCCAGCUGGUGGAGAACAUCCCGGACAUCGAGGUGAUCAUGGGCGGCGGCCGGAAGUACAUGUUUCCCAAAAACACCAGUGACGUGGAGUACCCCAACGAGGAGAAGUACCGGGGGACGCGGCUGGACGGCAGGAACCUCAUCGACGAGUGGAGGAAGACGAAGCCGAGCGGCAAGAGCGCCCAUUAUGUGUGGAACCAGACCGAGCUGAUGAAGCUGAACCUGAGCAAGGUCGACUACCUGUUGGGCCUUUUCGAGCCCAUCGACCUGAUGUAUGAGCUGAACAGGAGCAACAAAACAGACCCUUCCCUGACGGAAAUGGUCCGGGUGGCCCUUAAAAUCCUGCAGCGGAACCCGCUCGGGUUCUUCCUGCUCGUGGAAGGGGGCAGAAUCGACCACGGGCACCACGAAGGAAAGGCCAAGCAGGCGCUGCACGAGGCUGUGGAGAUGGACCGCGCCAUCGGCCUGGCGGAUCGCGAGACCUCCUCGCAGGACACGCUGACCGUGGUCACGGCCGACCACUCCCACGUCUUCACGUUCGGAGGCUACACGCCCCGCGGCAAUUCCAUUUUCGGACUGGCCCCGAUGCAGAGCGAUGUGGACAGAAAGCCGUUCACCUCCAUCCUCUACGGGAACGGACCAGGGUACAAGCUGGUUGCCGGAGAGAGGGAGAACGUUUCCACGGUGAACUUCACGGAUGCCAACUACCAGGCCCAGUCCGCCGUGCCGCUGCGCAUGGAGACCCACGGCGGGGAGGACGUGGCCGUCUUCGCCAAGGGCCCGAUGGCGCACCUGCUCCACGGCGUCCAUGAGCAGAGCUACAUCCCGCACGUCAUGGCCUACGCCGCCUGCCUGGACGAGGGCAAGCCGCACUGCCGCUCCGGCGCCCCCGGCGGGCCCCGCGCCCUCCUGCCCGUGCUCCUCUGCUCGCUUCUGCUCCGACACCUGUUCUGAGGACCGUCCGGGAGCGCCUGCGUCCCUUUUCCUCCUGGACCACUUGCCCCAGCUGGACCGAACGGGGCUCCUCCCCACACAGAGACUUCCUGUCCAAACUCCCAGCUCGGACUUUGAGGGCACCAGGCACAGCCGGA
Molecule: messenger RNA, 1763 nt
Organism: Varanus komodoensis (Komodo dragon)
Lineage: Eukaryota; Metazoa; Chordata; Lepidosauria; Squamata; Varanidae
Gene: ALPL
Product: alkaline phosphatase, biomineralization associated
Exons: 11
Coding region: 13-1626 (537 amino acids)
Biological process (GO): dephosphorylation
Cellular component (GO): plasma membrane
Molecular function (GO): alkaline phosphatase activity
Source: RefSeq, a predicted model, not a curated record